AGGUUAUUCGGGGAAACUGAGAAUCCAAACAGACCUGGCGAAGAAUCGCAGGCUGCUUGAUUUAACAAAUGGUACAAGAAUUCCAUGUUUGGUUUACCGAGGAAGAAGAAGAAGGAUAUGAAGCGGAAGAAGGACGACCAAGGGCAGCGAAAUGUUGAAGAAAAAACUGCACUCUUGGAUGAAACCAGAGGAGCGAAACAUUCGAGUUUAUGGAAAGUGACUUUGACGGUAGAAGUUUGAGCCCAUGUUCUUUCUUUCUCUGUUUAAUACUCUUUGUAGAAUUUGAGUUGGCUCUACGAGUAUCAGCGUGUUUCAAUAAAGAACCUUUUCGACAUGAUGAUGAGCAAUCACUCAAUUGACCUGGACUUUCGACAUUUAACUUUGUAACAGUGCUACUAGAAUCAAAGCUAAGUCGCUCACUCAACUCGUUCGGGGAAACACUUAAAUCGCACGAAGGUGUGGAAGUUGACGAUUUAACAGAUUGGUUCAAGGUAUGUCCUAGGAUUCUAUGGAAGGAAGAUUCAAAUUCACUAAAGGUCAAACUACCAAAAUCUAAAGAGUCAUUUUCCGUAGAGAGAGACGAGUCGCUUGACCAGGAGAACCGACUUGGUAAUUCAGAUAUAGACACCGCAGGCAUUGCAGAAGAAAAUGGUCAAUUCAACGAGGCCCAUUUUGCUUAAAUAAAUUCAUAUUUCAGGUGCCAACAAAGAAACUCUUUUGGGUUAUUUAUGCUUUCUUCCUACUGCUUAGCAUGACUUUCCUUUUUCGGUCUCCUAUGCAUACAUAAUCAGCCAUCCUUCAUCCACUUUGGGUUUGAGACUCCACUUCCCAAGGCUAUAUAACCCCCACUAAGGAUAGCAUUGCCCACCACAUAAGACAAAGUGGGAUUUAGGGAUGCAAUCUUUAGGCUGUCCUUAAGACAAUGGCAUUGCUACUGACUUCCUUACUCAGAGUGGUGCAACUCGUUGAAGCGACAAAAUGCUGCUCAUGAUACCUGUUCUGAAGGAGUAUAAUUACUAACUUCUCUCAUCAACGAAUUGUUCCUUUUCACCUGAAUCGAGAGACGAACGAAGGUCUUUUACCUCAUACAGAAAGCAUUAAUAAAAAAAAUUCUGUAGGAUUUUGGAAUGGAAGAUGAUUUGAAACGCUUCUGUUUUGUCUCGGGGUUCGAUAAUGAGCAUGACAAAGUCAUUGUGAUUGUAACAGCAUUCCUACAACCCCUUUUAGACUCGGGUGCAGCAGGAAUUAUUGAAAAAUUGUAUCAUAGAACGCAUGAACUCGUUUCCGCCGACGAAAAUUACACUGCCGUCUUUUUUGCCCAUGAAAGCAAUAUCCUUCCUUACCUGAGUUUUUGUGUAAAAGCAUAUAUGCAUAUGGACUAUUAUUUACACAAACACGCAAAGGCUGUUUAUGUGGUUCAUUCAGAUUGGUUGUCUCGUGUAGCUAUCCGUACACUGCUAAGUUUUGUAAGCCCCAAGUUUUACCAAAAAUUCCGCUAUAUUUCUUCGCUUUCUCAUCUCGCAAAAUAUCUUCCUUUUCGGCAAUUGAAGUUACCAGUGGUAGUAUUUGAAUUCGAUCGGACAGUCGAGCCGCGGAUUUCAUUAGAAGCAAGCGUCCCGCAGGAUUCUUUUCGGACAAAUACUUCUUCUUUUUCUUUUAGUACCCCCAUUCAAAAUUGGUCUCGUCCUCCGGAUGCUUUCAUAGACGCAUGUCGUGUAAUUCGAAAGUAUUUAGACGUGCAAGGAUUGUUUCGUCGUUCAUGUUCAAAAAAACACCUGGAUAUUCUCAUUGAGCUUUACGAGAAUCAUUGCACAGUGGAUCUUGAGAGCUUCGGACCCUUUUCUGCUUGUGCAUUAAUUAAGCACAUCUUUCGUUCGACAAGCAUACCUCUGUUUUCCAGUGAGUUCAUAGAAAACUUAUCGAAAUCCCAAGAUAUGUAUCUUCAAGAAACGAAUGAUUCUCUUGCGUCCUUGCAAGAUUAUGUCCAAGAAAACUUGAAUGAGAAUUCACAAAGGGCUGCUAGAUUUAUUUUCUCGCUCUUAUCCGAAGUAAAUCAGCAUCAAGACAAAAAUUUGAUGGACUCUCAAAACCUGGUGAUUUGCGUUGGGCCAUCCUUUCUUCAGUCAAACGAUAUAACAUCCUUGCUAGUCAUGAAAGAAAAAGGAUCCAAUCCUUAUUUCCGGUUUUUACAACAAUCUAUCGCUCACUGGAAGGAUUUGUUUAUAGUCUCAGAGAAUUGGGACGUAUACUGUUAAUAUUGAACGUUAGAUUCUUUCUUUUACUAACAUAUUCAUACUAUUUAUUUUAUUUUAUUUUAAAGUUUAAUUUGUUUUGUUAUGAAAAACGUGAUUUUAAUAUAUUUACAAUUUUACAAUCAUAGACAAAAGCGAAA
Messenger RNA from Schizosaccharomyces cryophilus OY26, 2392 nucleotides. Its product is annotated as rho-type GTPase activating protein. Gene Ontology annotation, biological process: small GTPase-mediated signal transduction. Gene Ontology annotation, cellular component: cytoplasm. The record is from RefSeq and is a predicted model, not a curated record. The transcript has 2 exons. Gene Ontology annotation, molecular function: GTPase activator activity. Bases 1128 to 2255 code for a protein of 375 amino acids. NCBI's taxonomy places the organism in Eukaryota, Fungi, Ascomycota, Schizosaccharomycetes, Schizosaccharomycetales, Schizosaccharomycetaceae.